AUGAAGUCCGUAUUUCCGCUUACCAUGCUUGCAAUUAUGGUCGUUAUGAUUUCGUCGGUCACGUCACGUGACAUGUCGUCCCAUCGUUCCUAUAGAGGUGAGUUACUCUUCUGCUCCAUUUUCAAAACUCUAAUUGUUUACUGGUUACACGAUCUACGACUUCAUCAACAAAAAUACCCUGGGAGCAAUCGGUUUACAGUUCAUAGUUUAUAGUUCAAUUUACUUGUGUUUUUAAAAUCCUUUCUGGGGAAGGGGUGAGGGUGGGUUUGUUGUUCUGGGUAUUUUCCCCUUUGCUGUCCCUGCAGAUAGUAAAUUGAUUGACCCUUGGUGUAACUGGGGGAUUUGUUUCAUUUAAAAAUGAUUUCCCCUACACCCGUCAGUAGGACAAUCUCGUUUCCUGAGAGGCUGCGCUGGUCAGCACCAAGGAUCACUAACCGUUACCCCUCCCAUGGACAAGGGUACCAAAGGCUCAUGGGACGGUAUUGGGUAUUAUGGUUAUUAUGGUCGUUAUUUCUUGUUAUCGCGCAUACUUUCUGAGCAUCAUUCACACGUGAGGGUUCAAGAAACUGGGGUUUUCAAAAAGAGUGAGACGGAAGGCGUUUAGUGACACAACAUUUUUGUUUAGCUUUGUCUAGGUGGGAAAUAGAUCUCAGUAAGAAAUGUUCAAAUCCACGAAGUCUGUCUUGGAUGGGCCGCACCUUUAAACUAAGUACUAUAGUACACGACCAUAAUGCGUUUAAAAUGGCAAGCCACCACAGGCGAGACAUUGCAAACACCCAUACAGCUCGGACGCGCGAAUAUUUUAUCCUACUUUAUAUUUAUAUCAAAAGUCAGUUAGACCGGCUAAUUAGCUGAACAUUUGUUACUUCAGACGAGCUGUUCAGUAAUAGCUUGUAAUAGGGUUUACAGCGAUUUACAUGUGUCUCAAAUACUGUCAUAGCUUUAAUGUAUAGUUAAUGAAUUUUUUAAGCUUUGUCACAUCUAUUUCAAUAAUUUUAAUUUUACAUUUCAGAGCUUCGUGCAAGAAAUUUUAAAGCAAAGUCUAACUUUGACAGACCCGCUCGCUGGGAAGAGGUAUCUUGCGAAGAAUGUUAUCCAGGUUGCUUAAAGGCCUUAGCGAGAGAUGAGGUAGAAGGUGACCACGUUAAGCUGUGCAAGCAAGAAUGCAGCUGUCCAGAGAAGCGAGGGCUAGACGUUUACUUUGACAAAGCUUCCAUGGACGAUAGGGAGGAAGAUUUUGAGAGACUUGCCCAAAUGAAUGACUGGGAGGAGGAGACUUGUAAAGGAUGCUUUGCAGAUUGCUAUGAUUCCUUUAAAAGAGUCACUGGUUUCCUGAUUAGUUUCUGCGCGGAGAAAUGCAAGUGUGAGAAUAAAGGUCAGCACGGGUCUCAAGGAUCUAGAAUAUUGUGGAGGAUGCUUCCCGGCUCCCGACGGAUGUUAUUGGCCGGAGGUAGACCGGGACAACCCUGA
Molecule: messenger RNA, 1470 nt
Organism: Porites lobata
Lineage: Eukaryota; Metazoa; Cnidaria; Anthozoa; Scleractinia; Poritidae
Source: the annotation of a GenBank genome assembly